Messenger RNA from Entelurus aequoreus (snake pipefish), 2231 nucleotides. Its product is annotated as mothers against decapentaplegic homolog 4-like. The transcript is spliced from 10 exons. Gene Ontology annotation, molecular function: DNA-binding transcription factor activity, RNA polymerase II-specific; RNA polymerase II cis-regulatory region sequence-specific DNA binding; I-SMAD binding. NCBI's taxonomy places the organism in Eukaryota, Metazoa, Chordata, Actinopteri, Syngnathiformes, Syngnathidae. Gene Ontology annotation, biological process: regulation of transcription by RNA polymerase II; anatomical structure morphogenesis; transforming growth factor beta receptor signaling pathway. Gene Ontology annotation, cellular component: heteromeric SMAD protein complex. Bases 354 to 1889 code for a protein of 511 amino acids. The record is from RefSeq and is a predicted model, not a curated record.
ACUGUGAGAGAAAAAAGAAGAAGACGACGAAGGGAAUGCUCUGGACGAGAACUCACCAGCCUAGCUGAGAUAUGAGCAGCCUGACACAUAUUUUAUUGCAACUCUAAUGACUCAAUAGCGCUGUUCUUCGUCGCCAUGUGAUUUAUAAUCGCCAAUUCAAUUGUACGGUGCUUGAACCGAGGAACAUUCCGGAAGGGAACGACGAGGAAGAAGCAAAUGCGAGCCCCGACACCAGCAGCUAGCGUCAGUGUCCUGAUGGUGUGUUUCACUGGGUAAAGACGCCUGCCCGGCUCCACUCCAAAAAGCGCUACCUCCAUAGUCCUAACCCUUUCGACGACCAACGUGCAGCCAACAUGUCCAUCGCCAACACGCCCACCAGCAACGACGCCUGCCUGAGCAUUGUCCACAGCCUGAUGUGUCACAGGCAGGGUGGGGAGAGCGAGAGCUUCGCCAAGCGGGCCAUCGAGAGCCUGGUGAAAAAACUCAAGGAGAAGAAGGACGAACUCGACUCACUCAUCACCGCCAUCACCACCAACGGCGCCCAUCCCAGCAAGUGCGUGACCAUCCCAAGGACGCUGGAUGGACGACUGCAGGUGGCUGGUCGUAAAGGUUUCCCACACGUUGUUUAUGCCAAGCUGUGGCGUUGGCCCGACCUACACAAGAAUGAACUGAAGCACGUCAAAUAUUGCCAGUUUGCCUUCGACCUUAAGUGUGACAGCGUGUGUGUCAACCCCUACCACUAUGAGAGGGUGGUCUCUCCUGGCAUAGAUAUAUCAGGACUGAAUCUUACCGGCUCUCGGCCUGGCUCGGCAAUGAUGGUCAAAGAUGAGCUCGAUUUUGACGGACAGCAGAGCCUGCCUGCCAUCGAGGAGGGGCGCUCCAUGCAGACCGUCCAGCACCCUCCAGCCGGUGGCCCCCCAGGACCCUCUGAUUUGUUUGCCCCCGCCAGCAUGCUCCCUCCUGCUGAGGCGUCCACUUCGUCUUUCCCUACGGUUGCCACAGGAUCGGGCACUUCCCCUCCUCUAGGUGGCAGCACCAGCUGGUCAAGGAACAGCAGCUUCAGCCCCAACGCGUCACACCCCAGCAACGGCCACCUCCAGCACCACCCUCCCAUGCCACAGCCAGCACACUACUGGUCUGUCCAUGACGAGUUUGCCUUCCAGCCUCCCAUAUCAAACCAUCCUGCCCCAGACUACUGGUGCUCCAUCGCCUAUUUUGAGAUGGACCUGCAGGUGGGGGAGACCUUCAAGGUGCCUUCCUCGUGCCCCAUCGUGACCGUGGACGGCUACGUGGACCCGUCGGGCGGGGACAGGUUUUGUCUGGGCCAGCUGAGCAACGUGCAUCGCACUGAGGCCAUCGAGAGAGCGAGGCUUCACAUCGGGAAAGGCGUCCAGCUGGAGUGUAAAGGCGAGGGUGACGUGUGGGUGCGAUGCCUAAGCGACCACGCCGUCUUCGUGCAGAGUUACUACUUGGACAGAGAGGCUGGCCGAGCGCCUGGAGACGCUGUUCAUAAGAUCUACCCCAGCGCUUACAUCAAGGUGUUCGACCUGCGCCAGUGUCACAGGCAGAUGCAGCAGCAGGCGGCCACCGCUCAGGCGGCGGCGGCGGCGCAGGCAGCGGCCGUGGCAGGAAACAUCCCCGGACCGGGCUCAGUGGGAGGCAUCGCUCCGGCCAUCUGUCUCUCCGCCGCCGCCGGCAUCGGCGUGGACGACCUACGGCGACUAUGCAUCCUCCGCAUGAGCUUCGUCAAAGGCUGGGGACCCGACUACCCGCGGCAGAGCAUCAAGGAGACGCCGUGCUGGAUCGAGAUCCACCUCCACCGAGCUCUGCAGCUGCUGGACGAGGUCCUGCACACCAUGCCCAUCGCUGACCCCCAACCUCUAGACUGAGAACACGGGAGGGGAGGCCUUCUACGUUUUUGGAGGCGGGGUUUGCAGGACAUAAACAACCAGCCCAUAAAGUACUGUGUAUCCAUCAAGCUGCUGGUAGACAACAAGACCAUAGUGCUGUGUUUUUUUAAGAUGGCUACGCUUGCUUGGCUGACAUCGAGGCGCAUUUCAUUAGGUACACCUGCACAGAAACCUCACAUAUUUCAAGGUCCCUGGUUACAUAGAAAUGACUUUUUAAAAAAGGGCAGGCUCUGCUACACAUUUCUAAAAUAACUAACUGUCAUCCCGCUCUGUGUAUAGGGCAAUUCUGUUUGAUAGUCCAGGCUUUAUUUGAAGUGUAGU